Molecule: messenger RNA, 7345 nt
Organism: Myxocyprinus asiaticus (Chinese sucker)
Lineage: Eukaryota; Metazoa; Chordata; Actinopteri; Cypriniformes; Catostomidae
Gene: yeats2
Product: YEATS domain containing 2
Exons: 31
Coding region: 317-4555 (1412 amino acids)
Biological process (GO): chromatin remodeling; regulation of transcription by RNA polymerase II
Cellular component (GO): NuA4 histone acetyltransferase complex
Molecular function (GO): histone binding
Source: RefSeq, a predicted model, not a curated record
UAAUUCCAGGAUAAUGUACCACAAAGCAGAAUGUUAUAUAUUUACACUCAAUAUAAAAAAGGUAUAAUAUACAAAAAAUUGCGAGAUUUACGGUGAUAAAUAAGGCGGAAACGCGUCAUCACAGUCUGUGAAAAAUGUCUAUACCAUACCAGCUAUAGUGCAGGCCGCGUGCUCGCAGCGCUCUUGAUUCAGCGGAAACGCGCCCUACACGCGCUCGUGUGGCCGCGCGACACCUACCGAAGCUAACAGCUAACAGCUAAACACCUCACCGUUAAAACGUCUCACUGUCAUCUUCACCUCCAGCCAAUGAGUGAUCAUGUCUGGGAUGAAAAGAAAAAUAGAGGACAAAGAUCCUGAUUAUGAGGACAUCACUCAAGUGCAGGAGAACAAGAGGAGUAAAGUUGUGGAGCAGAAUGCCCGUGAUGCUGCAGUGCAGAAGAUUGAAGCCAUCAUCAAGGAUCAGUUUGCUCUGGAGAUGAAGAGCAAGGAGCAUGAGAUUGAGGUUAUCGGACAGAGGCUGAAUGAGGCUAGGAGAAUGAUGGACAAGCUCAGAGCCUGUAUUGUGGCAAACUACUAUGCCAAUGCUGGUCAGCCUAAAGUUCUUGAGGCAUCUAAGAGUGACCUAUCUGUGCUGAAUCACCCUGCCAUAAAGCGCUUUCUGGAGUACCCCUCACGCUCCUCGUCUCCACUGAAUCAAAACUCGGAGACACCGUCACAGGUCCAGUCCGAGAGUGAGUCCCUCAGCCUGCAUGGAGAGACUGGAGAGAAAGAGACAGACAGCGGGAGAGAGGAUGGCCCUCCACGUGAACUGCGACCCGGCAGGAACACGGGAAAGGACACAUUUGGUGUGCCUUCGUCCGUAGAACAGCAUGUGACUUACCACACUACAGGAGAAGAGGCCUCGCGACUCUACGUUAAGAAAACCAUCGUUGUGGGCAACGUCUCUAAGUAUAUUGCCCCUGAUAAGCGUGAGGAGAAUGAUCAGUCCACUCAUAAAUGGAUGGUGUAUGUUCGAGGUUCUCGGAAAGAGCCCAGUAUUGAUCAUUUCGUAAAGAAGGUCUGGUUCUUCCUGCAUCCCAGCUAUAAGCCCAAUGACCUUGUGGAGGUCAGUGAGCCACCAUUCCACCUGACACGUCGUGGAUGGGGAGAGUUUCCUGUCCGGGUCCAGAUCCACUUUAAAGACCAACGGAACAAACGUAUUGAUAUCAUCCACCACUUGAAGCUGGACAGAACAUACACAGGUUUACAGACUCUGGGAGCUGAAACGGUGGUGGAUGUCGAGCUCCACAGAAACUCACUGGGCGAUGACUUCAUCCCCUCUGCCCCCUCAUCUUCAUCAUCCUCUGCCUCCUCUCAUCUGCCGUUUGUGGGCGGGGCUGGCUCCUCCACAGCUAGCCAGGCCACUCGGCGGCCCAUCUCUCCCUCCCAGCACUCUCCUAAUGAUCAACCCUGCACAGAGAGAGUUCCUGGUGUCACUGUCAAGAGUGAGUCUGUGCGUUCUUCAUGUUCUGAACGGACCACGUCACAGUCUAGUAGGUCAGAGAAAAUCACCCUUGGUUCCCACGGAAACUCUGCAUUUCAGCCCAUCACGGCCAGCUGUAAGAUCAUUCCACAAGGGCAAGUGCCAAGUCCCGCCGAGUCACCCGGGAAAUCAUUCCAGCCAAUCACGAUGAGCUGCAAAAUUGUGUCAGGCUCUCCUAUCUCCACUCCUAGUCACUCUCCUCUCCCCCGAAUGUCCUCAUCCACCCCAGUACACAUGAAGUCCAGCCCGUCAGUCAUCAACAACCCCUACAUCAUUGUGGACAAGCCAGGCCAAGUCAUUAAUAUGGCUGCAGCUGCAGGCAGUCCAGCAGGCAAGCAGACCAGUGCAGCUCAUGGUGCUCGGUCACCUGCCCCUAAAGUACACACCAGCUGCUUCCUGUCCUCCGGUGUCAAGGUGAUAAUCAAACAAGAACCUGGUGAGGUACCCACACAGCCAUCGCCACAGCAACAGGUCGCCUCCACAGCAACAUCCCAGCAGCAACAACAGUAUGUGACAAUGAAGGGGGGUCACAUGAUUGCAAUGUCACCGCAAAAACAGAGUGGGGCAGGGGCUGGAGGAGGGUCCACACCCAGCAAGGUGUUGGGGAUUCCGCUGGGCUCUGCAGUCAAACAGGUCUCCAUGAGCAGUGGACAGAUCUUGGUUGCUAAGUCCAGCCCCUCUGUGUCCAAGGUGAUGGGGCAAAAGCAGGUGGUAGCGCAGGGCGUCGCUAAGGCGAUCGUCAGUGGCGGAGGCAGCAGUACAAGCAGCAUUGUGGGACAGCAGGUGCAUGCUGUUACCAAGGCAACCAGCGGGUCUGGCGGAAGUGGCAAGAGCGGAGUAAUGGCCACCCUCCAACUGCCAGCUAAUAACUUGGCAAACCUAGCCAAUCUGCCACCUGGCACCAAACUCUACCUGACCACCAACAGCAAGAACCCAUCAGGCAAAGGAAAACUUCUGCUGAUCCCACAGGGAGCUAUUUUGAGAGCCUCUCAUGGUGCAGGUCAGCAGUCUCAGAGUUCUGGUUCUGGAGGGUCUCAGUCCUCCAGUGGGUCAUCAGGGUCUGGCAGCCUCCCUUCCAAUUUAUCCUACACUUCAUAUAUCCUCAAACAGACCCCACAGGGCACAUUUUUGGUUGGUCAGCCAGGGAGCUCUGGGAAACAAGGCUCUACUGGUCAUGUGGCAUCUAGUCCUGCAUCCAGUACCCAACAGGCUAUUCGGGUCACAGCAGGACAGAAGGCAGCCAUUUUGGCUCAGGUGGUGGGCGGGUCACAAGGUUCUCAGGUGAAGCUGUCAGAUGGAUCAGUGAAGAUGGUAACAGCUGCUGCGGCUUCUCAUCUGAAUAAACCAGGCACAACCACCUUGAGAAUGACAGGGGGUGUCAUUACAGCUGCCAGCUCCACCCCAACAACACCCAUUGCCACGCCCACCUCUCAGCAGUCAACAGAGGGUGCUGGAGGGUCCUCCUUUCAGCCAUUGCCUCAUACAGUUAAAGCGCAAACGCAACACCCUGUACUUGUAGCUGCCAAUCAAGCUGCGGUGAUCAAUGCUGCCAAGAAUGCCAGCUCUGCCACUAACACAGCGAAGAGUUCUGCUUCUGGCUCUGUUGCCGGAGUCACAGUUACCAAGAGUGUCAACAUGCCUCUCAUCAACCUGUCGAAGGGGGCGGCUGUAGUGGGUGGGUCGAAAAGUGCUAGCCCCUCACUGGUCACUGGAGCCUCGCUGCUUGGGGGAGGCACAGUCAGUGGGAAGACUGCCGCUGCCAUCUCAGGUAUGCUGAAGUUGCACCCGGCACAGUCCAGCUCCCAGCAGACAGUUCUCACCAUACCAGCCAAUCAGCUUAAGCAGCUCAGUGUGGGCAGUAGCUCCUCAGGGCUACAGACCAUCUUGAUGCCUGUCGGUAAAGUAGUACAGUCUGGUUCUAAAGGUGCAUCUACCAAUAUGGCCCCAAUUGGAGCUGCUUCCUUAGCAUCCACACCUGUAGCUCAAGUUAAAACUGAACCUGGGUUGGUCAGCUCCACCUGUACUACCCCAGUACCCCAAACAUCUGCUCCAGCCUCUACAGCGCCCUCUUCUGUUCCCCGGGCACUCACCCCUGUUUCUACAGAUGCAGCUGCUACUAUAAAAGUGGAACAGGGCGCAGAAUCUACGACACAUGAACUUAUCAACACUGAGCACAUAGAGAACAUGACGCAGCUUCUGACGGCCAUAGUGAAGAUAUUCCCUCUGAUCGUCCCUGAGAAAAAUGAGGACUCUCAUCCUUUCUGUGCAACCUCUGUGGAUCAGUACUACUCCUGGAACAUCGGCAAGCGGAGAGCUGCAGAGCUGCAGCGUGCGGUAGCGGUGCGUCGUGUGUGUGCAGAUCUGUUAGAGAGGACGCCUCGCCUGCAGGCUCUCACCCCUCCCAGAACUAAAGAGGUGCUUCGCUGGUGCCGUCUCCGUGGUUACACACCCCCUGACCCUGAACCCCAGCGUACAGAAGAGGACUCCAUAGAGGACAUACUCGCACAGAUAGACAGCGAGCCAGAGUGCAGCUCGACUCUGACGGGCUGUGAGGAGUUGUCUCAGCGUCUGGAGCAACUUCAGAGGAUUCUGAAGGCGGAGCCUGAUGAGGAAAAUUAUGAACUUCUUGACAUCAUCAGUGUGAAAGACAUUGACGCUGCAAAGGUCAAAAUCAAACUGGAACAGGAUGAUACUGAGCAGGAACCCAAGUUUUUCCUGGGACGCUGCCCGUCAACCCAGUUCAUCAGAGACACAGCAGAGCAAAUUGGCGUUACGAUGCAGCAGGUGGAGGUGGAGAAGAAUGUUUUCGCUCCUGUCGUGGAAACCAUGAUUCUUAAGGCCGUGGAGCAGUUUACCAGUGAAAUCCUGAGGGAAUCUUUGGCAAUUGCCCAUGGGAAAUCCCCACAAAACAGAACUCCGAGGGAGAUAUCAGCUAUGGACAUACAUCAAGCCAUCAGUUCUAUUCCCACCUGUGAUUUCCUAACUAACAGGUACAUGGGUGUCAUGGUGAAGGAUAAAGGCAAUGCUGACUAACUUUCACCCUCGACAUUUGACCACAGAAAUACAAACGGAUGGGUGUACUGUCCAAUCGCUCACUGACUUCAUCCCCUCUUAUUGUGCAAGGAUGGAGAAUGGGCAAUAGCUGACCAGUCAUGGGCACAAUUCCCCUCUAACCCUCACAUGUCAUAAAAGAAAUCAGGGAUCACCCACACUUAAUAUUGAGUUAUGGACCCAGGAGAAAAGGGGAUCUUAUCACACAGAUCACAUCACCAAACAGAACAAAGAGCUGUGUUAAUUUCAUAUCACUCCAUUUAUUCAUUAAACCCCAAUAAAUUAUAAUGAAUUCUAUGAUUUUAAAAGACUAAGUCCUUGAAUAUUAUUGUAAACAUCAGCACUACAGUACAGUAUUAAUCUUGAUUUGCAUUGUUCUCUCUGGCUGCAGAUGAUAAGAUAAUGCAGACAGUGCAGUAUGUAACAGAGUGAAACCUCUGUACUUCCAGUAGAGCUGCUCUUUAGAGCACAGAGUUCACUUCCAUUGCUCUGCCACUUUUAUUAAGAUCUUCACUGUACAGACAAAACCCCAGUGAUCACAUGGCCCUAACCCUGUGCUGCCGCUGACACAGAGAUGUUUAUUUUAAGAGUCUUAACAAGAAGUACUGGCAUAAAAUUGAAAUGUUACUCCUGAACCAGCAAUCCAUUAACAAAAAGAUUUUUCGUGUAGCAUGUCUGAAGUCAUUUGCUUUCAUUGUGUUUUAACAGGUCUUAAGAGAUCAACUUAAGUAGAAUUGGGGUGAAAAUUGAGUCAGAAAUUUAAAAAUGACUUGUCAUAGAAUGGUCCGUGUUUAAUACAGUAUAUGCUCAUUCGACAGCAUUUGUAGCAUAGUGUUAAUUACCACAACAAUAAAAAAAUAAAUAUAUAUUAUUUGAUCGUCCCUCGUUUAUUUAAAAAAAUACAAUAAAAUAAUAGAAAUUGCGAUUACAGUAAGGCACUUACAGUGGAAUUGAUUGGGGCCAGUACAUAAACAUUAAAAUACUGUUUCAAAAGUAUAGCCACAAGAUGUAAACAUUGUAAGUGUGAACAUGAUUUUCAGUAUGAAAAGAUCGCUUCCAAAGUUUACCGCUGUUGCAUUGUCAUGGAAACAAAGUAGUAGUAUAUGAUUUAACUAUACACUAAUAAGCUUUGUGAGCAGUUUUAACACUAAAAUCAUGUUAACAUAUAUAAUGUUUACGUCUUGUGGCUAGACUUUUGAAAAAGUGUGUAUUUUUACAUUUUUGUACUGGUCCUAUACAUUUCCAAGUGCCUAACUGUAACUGCAAUUUUUUAGUUUUUUUAAAACGAGUCUAAAUUAUGUUUGUUUUACAUUAAUGCCAACAACUGAUGUUGAUUCAGCUUAACUUGAACCCAGAAAAUUCCUUUAACAAGGGGAAAUAACAUUAAGUCUUAAUCAUGCUGUUUUCUUAUGAAUAAUGUUUGUUUAGCUGUGAGAUAAAUUAAGGACUUAGCUUCGAUCAGUGUGGAUGAAAAGGCUGAUCAUUUUUGUCUUUUUGUACCAUUUUUCAGACAUUGGGGCAUUAAAGAAUUACUGCAAAUAGGAGGCUUCUAAAAUGCCUCUGGUGUUUUAUGGUGUGUGUGUGAGAGAGAGAGAGAGAGAGAGACAUUUUUCUGGUGUGUGUUUAUGCAUCUACUUUCAGUGUUAGUCAGUUUAACAGUCUAUCUGACUUGUAUUUUCCUUCAUAUUGUGCAUUAGAUAAUGACUAUUCUUGUAUAAUAAAAAAUAAAAAAAAAUUGGUAGAUCUGCCUCUCAGAUCCAUCUGUUAGGAUUUGUUAUUUUAUCUUACUGAAAGUGCAAAUGAAUUUUCACAGCAAACCCAAUUUACAGGAUGAACUUUAGAGGGUUGAGUGCUUAAGCAGAUUUGUGUUUGGGAAAGUCAAUUUUUUUUUUCUUUUUUUUUUCUUGUGUUUCACAAUUUUAGCUAAUCUCAAGCUUAAGGCUCCUGUUAUUCAUUCAUAUGUAGCAGGAAGUGAAGUAUUUAAAAUAUAUGUAUGGGAGUGUGAAUAUUUGGAUUGUCUUUUUAAUGUAAUCACCAUCAACAAUGUGGAAGGAAUUUUAUGAAGGUAAAUUUUAUUUAAACAGUGUUCCCUUAAUUUCUCUCCAGACCAAAAUUGUAAAAUAAAACUUGGACAUCCCUCAUGAGCAAUUCACCUUUGACAUUCACUGACCCAAUUUCAGUAAAAGUGAAAUAAUAUCAAUGUCUAAGUGAAAAGACAAUAAGUUCUUUAUAUUUAUAAAGGUCUAGAAGGGUCUGGAGAGAAAACAGCAAUUAAAAGCAUCCAGUCUUCUCAGGCAGGCAUUACAAAUCAAUAAAAGCAGACCAACAUUACUAUGUACAAAAAAUAAUAUGUAAUUAACUAGGAUUGUACAGUACACACCUACACUAUGAACCAUAUUACAUUUUUGCUGAUUUCCCCUGCAUUUUUUUUACAAAUUGCAUAUUCAAACAACUAAUAAAAAUUAUUAAACAUGCAGAUUUUUAUUCAGGAAGGACAUGGCAAAGUCAGCAAAUUUUGAGGCCUGUCUUUUUAGUGAGAACUUUCCCAGUCACUCCUUCACACACACUUUCUCUCUCACACUCUUUCACUCACUUUUAAAGUUGAAGUGUAUUACAAACAUGUACUUUCAGUAGAUGAUUAACAUUUGAAAUAUACAUUCUCUUGCAUAGAUUUACAAUGUGUAAAUUUCAGCAAAAUUCCUUCAGUUCUGUUAUUUCUGCUGUGGAAUGAUUUGGAGACUCAUUAAACUGAUUUUGCUUUUCAAAACUAAA